CUCAUCAGGUACCAACCUCACAUCUCAAGUUUGCCACUACCUUACCUACGCUUUGACUCUUCUUCCCCUCUAUAAGACCUCUGAGCGGCGACAUUGAACCCGGCCUUCCUCUUACCUACUCCACUUGACAUCCAACUGCAAGGAUUUUGAACAACCAUUACCAAACCAGAAAGAUACCUAGUACCUCCCGAAUACACACACACACACACACGCACGCACAUACGCACACACACAAUGCACAUUCUUGUGGUCAACGACGACGGUCCGCCGUCGCCUACCUCGUCCCCUUAUGUCCACUCCCUUGUUCGGGAGCUCCAGUCACACGGCCACGUCGUGUCCGUUUGCCUCCCGCACACGCAGCGCUCGUGGAUCGGCAAGGCGCAUAUGAUCGGCCAGACAGUCAAGCCACUGUACUAUCGCCCACCUCCACCAUCGGCGCCCGCCGCAGGCCUGACCGACGACGAUGACGGCCGGAACCAUCAACAGACCGGAACCGGAAAUGGAACUGGCACCGGAACCCAAGAACAGAACGGAAAGGCCCGCCACGGGACAACGCACAGCCGGCCCAGCACACGCCCUGGAACAGAGGAAUGGAUCCUGGUCGACGGCACACCGGCGUCGUGCGUGCAGAUCGGGCUGUACCACUUCUUCCGCGACCGCGGGCCGGUCGACCUGGUGGUGAGCGGGCCCAACUACGGGCGCAACACGACGGCCGUGUUCGCGCUCAGCAGCGGCACGCUGGGCGGCGCGCUCGAGGCCGCCGUGUGCCGGCAUCGCGCCGUCGCGCUCAGCUACGCCUUCUUCUCGCGCAACCACGACACGGCCAUCAUCCAGAAGGCCAGCCGCCAGAGCGUGCGCGUCAUCGAGGCCCUGGUGCGCGACUGGCCCGCCGACGGUAGCGUCGAUCUGUACAGCGUCAACGUGCCGCUGCUCGAGCGGCUCGAGGAGGGGAAAGUGCUGUUCACCGAGAUGCUGCAGAACUACUGGGGCGCGGGCAGCUGUUUCACCGAGGUGGAUGGGAGUGUGGAUGGCGAGGAGGAGGACGAGGAGAGGAUCCGCGAGGCCGAGGGCGACGCCGAGGCGGACGACGCAGGUGUAGCGGCUGCCCAGGGCACGGCGGCGUGCCACACGCACAAGCACUUCAAGUGGUCGCCGCGGUUUACGGAUGUCUACCAGAGCGUGGAGGAGGCGCCGCCGGGAAAUGAUGGGUGGGCGGUGAAGGAGGGGCAUACAAGUGUCACGCCGCUCAAGGCCAACUUUUUCCAGACUGCCACACACUUGCACGGCAAAGAGCUGUCAUUGGGCCGCCCAACCAGGAGUUCAACCUUCGGAGCUGUGGUCAAGCAUUCGGCCUCGACGGUCUCUAAGGAAACCGUUUCUACCGGUGGAACCCGAAAUCUGCCUCUCCAGGCGAAGAAGAAACCCCAAGCCUACGCCUUGAUCGACUAUGACGACGACUAUGUGCAGCCCCUGAUCCUGUCAGCCAUGGAGUCCCUCCUGCCGCCCAAGAGCUACGCCCUGGUCAAGCCGCCGUCGUCUUGGUCUUCUUCGUCUCCGGACAUCUCUCUGGCAGACGUUGUCCCCGAGCCCGGCGCCAAGGUCGUUCAGAUUAUGCCUUACGAGAGCAUUGACUUUGACUACGCAUCGAGGCACUCCGACACCUGUCUGGUCAACAGCUACGUGAUCCGCAAGGCGCUCAUCCGGAAGCAUUUCCUGUCGGCGACCGUCGACAACUGGGUGGCGAAGCACCCCGAUUCGGUCCUCAAGACGCAUGUGAAGCGCAGCGAGGCGUUCGAAGUGGACUACGCCGAGUUCUUGGACGACGCGCUAGUCGAGGCAUUUGACCUGCGGGAGAGCCUGGAGAGGAACGAGUCCCGCCGGACCGGCAGCCAGGAAAAUGACGCCGAGAGCGUGGCGGAGCAAACUGCCGAGGCCACGCCGGCCGCGGAGGAGGAGGAUGCCACCGAAUGGUGGAUCCUCAAGCCCAGCAUGAGCGAUCGCGGCCAGGGCAUCCGGCUGUUCAGCACCAUGGAGCAGCUGCAGGGCAUCUUUGACGGGUGGGAAGUCGGCAGCGACAACGACGACGACGACAAUGACGGUGAUGACGAUGACGAUGACGAUGACGAUGGCGAUGACGACGCCCAAGGUGGCGGAGCCUACAACAACAACAGCAACGGCAACACCGCAGCGGACAAAGACGAACCCAUCAUGACCUCCCACCUCCGCCACUUCAUCGCCCAGCCCUACAUCCACCCUCCCCUGCUGCUCCCGGAGUUCCACAACCGCAAGUUCCACAUCCGCGUCUACGUCCUCUGCGUCGGCAGCCUGUCCGUCUACGUCUACCGCGACAUGCUAGCGCUAUUUGCCGCCAAGCCGUACCAACCACCGGGCUCCGGGUCCGUGGACAGCGCCGACAUCGACCUGGACGCCCACCUGACUAAUACUUGCCUGCAACAAACCUCUUCUCCCUCCUCCUCUUCCUCCUCCUCAGCACCUACAAUGUCUACCACAGAGAAAGAAGGAAGCGGCUCAGACUUCGGCUUAGGCUUAGUGCACCGCUUCUCCGCCCUGCCGCUGUCCCGGGAACAGUCCGCCUCCGUCUUCGCCCAGAUCUGCGAGGUCACGGGCGAGCUGUUCGAGGCGGCCGCGCGGGCCAUGCCCAUCCACUUCCAGCCGCUGCCCCAGGCCUUCGAGGUGUACGGCCUCGACUUCCUGGUCGACGACGCCGCCAAGGCCUGGCUGCUGGAGGUGAACGCCUUUCCCGACUUCAAGCAGACCGGCGACGGCCUGGCGGGCGUCGUGGCCGGGUUCUGGAGCGGCGUGGUGAGAAGGGCUGUGAGGCCUUUCGUUCUUGGGAAUGCUAGUACUAGUACUAGUACUACUACUGGGGAUACGGAUAAAGAGGAGGAGGAGGAGGAGGAGGAGGAGGAGGAGGAGGAUGAUGGGAUGGUCUUGGUUAGGGAGGUUGAUCUGGGACGGCGGCCGGGGCGUAGGUAAUCCCCGGUCGUUCUGACAAGACCAAGUUUGUUACAAACACGGUCAUGAGUUACCUACCUAGUUUCUUCUUAUUAGUCGAUACCACCCCUCUGUGUGGGAUGUGUUGUACGGGAACAAAAACGCGUGGCAUAUGGAACGUUGGUCAGCCACCGUCGUAGUAUUGGUAAAAAGAGGCUUAGACGUCUUACUUCCGGAAAUGGAUGCCAAUCUGUUGGAUUUUUGCUCAA
Molecule: messenger RNA, 3224 nt
Organism: Chaetomium strumarium
Lineage: Eukaryota; Fungi; Ascomycota; Sordariomycetes; Sordariales; Chaetomiaceae
Exons: 3
Coding region: 235-2997 (920 amino acids)
Biological process (GO): protein modification process
Cellular component (GO): P-body
Molecular function (GO): hydrolase activity; ATP binding
Source: RefSeq, a predicted model, not a curated record